Messenger RNA from Exophiala oligosperma, 489 nucleotides. RefSeq lists its product as uncharacterized. The transcript has a single exon. Lineage: Eukaryota; Fungi; Ascomycota; Eurotiomycetes; Chaetothyriales; Herpotrichiellaceae. The record is from RefSeq and is a predicted model, not a curated record. The coding region runs from base 1 to 489 and encodes 162 amino acids.
AUGGAAGUCAGUCAUUGCCCUCCGAUCGUUGGAACUCACAUAGCAAUGCGAAAACGUCUUGACCGCGGUUCCUUUCCAGGAGUAAAUAUGGAAUUAUCUGUAUAUUCAAGUGUAACCACUGAUAGCUUGAAAGAGCUUUGGCAUUCGUUCGAGCGAGCAUGCAUGGAGUCUCUCACCGAGCCGCCGAUAGACAUCGUCGAUAGACUGGCUGCUACACUAGAAGACGCGAUAUCCUGGCUACGCUCCCAGAGUACCCGGGCUUAUUCGCCGCGACACAGAGGCUCCAGUGACUGGCAAGCCCCAAAGAUGAGCUUGUCCGAGCUGCCUACGUUGUGUGAGGUAAUGACCCAGAGAUUGUUAAACAUAGUAUCACCUGAAAACACUUUCACUGAGAAAGACACAGAAAUAACUUAUCUCAACCUCAGCCGGGUCGCAUCCUUUGCCAGCCGGAUCACCUUUAACCCGACCGUACACAGGCUCCAUAGAUGA